Messenger RNA from Periconia digitata, 1320 nucleotides. Lineage: Eukaryota; Fungi; Ascomycota; Dothideomycetes; Pleosporales; Periconiaceae. The record is from the annotation of a GenBank genome assembly.
AUGGCAGCCGAUGCGUUCCGUAUCCCCUACUGGGAUUGGGCAUUGGGUCAACAGGGCGAAGAGUUCCCAGACAUUUUCACAACACCGUUAGCUACGGUGAUAGGGCCGGAUGGCAAUCAGCAAACUAUACCCAACCCACUAUACCAAUAUCAAUUCCAUCCAGCCAGUUCAUCUGACUUCGAGAGUCCGUGGGCUCAAAUGAACACGACUUUACGCUGUCCGACAUCGCAUGCAUUCGAUGCAGAAUCACAGCAGCAGAUGGUUAGAGCUCACUACAUGACCUAUAGGCGAGGGAUUCACGAUGGAGUGGCCAAGGCAUUCAGUUCAGCUACGUACAAUGCGUUUGCCAGUGAGCUCGAAAUUCAUCAUGGCACUGUACACUUCCUCGCUGGCUGUAUGGAUCCCUACGCAGGUCAUUUUUGGGAUACCGAGUACUCUGCUUUCGACCCUAUAUUCAUGAUUGUUCAUGCCAAUGCCGAUCGUCUUAUGGCCAUGUACCAAGCUGCUCAUCCUAAUAAUUGGGUGGAGCCCAAAAAUUCAGGGGAAACUGGGAACUUUUGGAUACCAAAUUUCUCCAACCUCCACGCAGACUUGCCAAUGCCACCUUUCUGGAAAGACGGUCAGAAUUUUUAUACUCCUAAUGACAUUCGGAAUGUUUCAGUUUUGGGCUACGCGUAUCCUGAGACGCAAUACUGGUUGUAUCCGACCACCGAGUAUUGGCGUAUGGCGGUCAAUGAGUCCAUUGCUCGGUAUUACAGCCCAAGCGCUCGGGGAACACUAACGGCACUCAGCGACAUGGGCAGCAGUAGUACCACCCAUUUGCUUGCGGAUACCACAUUUACGGACUGGAUCAUCAAGACCAAAACACCAGUCUUGGAUUUGCCGUCGAAAUUUUAUGUCGUCUUUAGUUUUGUGGGCCUACCUUCUCCAGAGAAGAGCAUCGAAGUGGGUACAUGGACGCGGCAAACAACUGGUCGACGUGACACUCAAGCGCGUAGUCAUUAUAGCGUCAACCGGAAUAGACGAAGCUAUGCUCAUAAUCAACCGGACUUGGAGAACACAAUCAGUCUCACUUCCAGUUUGUUGGAUCAGGUCAUGGCGGGAAACCUAAAGUCACUGAGCGCAGCUGACGUAGUGCCGUACCUCACAAAGCAUCUCACCUGGCAAGUCAUAACAGGAAAAGACCUUAUCCAAGGCAAGAUGCAAGACAUAACUGUGGAAGUCCUGAGCACUGAAGUACGCAUCCCAGAUGACCCCACCCAGGCACUUGAGUACAGCAGCCAUUCAACCCCAUACCCGGAGGUCACAGACAAGCAAUAG